Molecule: messenger RNA, 2668 nt
Organism: Gigantopelta aegis
Lineage: Eukaryota; Metazoa; Mollusca; Gastropoda; Neomphalida; Peltospiridae
Exons: 18
Coding region: 53-2551 (832 amino acids)
Biological process (GO): peptidyl-tyrosine dephosphorylation
Cellular component (GO): nucleus; cytoplasm
Molecular function (GO): non-membrane spanning protein tyrosine phosphatase activity
Source: RefSeq, a predicted model, not a curated record
CAGGCAACAGGUGGGUGACUGUGUAACAGAUAAUUAUUUAACGACAACAGCCAUGUCACAGACGUUUGAGGAAUGUUUACAGACUUUCAUAAAGCAUGUGGAAGAAUUAAACAAAGAAGACGAGUCGGGAUGUAACGGCUACUUACGAGAGUUUGUGAGAAUAAGAGAAAUCCAAAAAUCCAACAAAGACAGUGGCCAUUUUCAGGCUGAAGCUGGGAAGAAGAGUGUUAAUAUCAAGAAGAACAGAUUUAAAGACAUUAUUCCAUUUGAUGCCAGUCGUGUUGUGCUCUCGACGCUAGAUGGAGUGGAAGACUCGGAUUACAUCAAUGCUAGCUUCAUCAAGAACAUUGAUGGAAAGCGUGGCUACAUUGCGGCUCAGGGUCCUCUCCCAAACACGGUUGAUGACUUCUGGCGCAUGCUGUGGGAGUACAACACAGAGAUUGUCUUCAUGGCCUGUCUCGUACAGGAGGACGGAAAGCGCAAGUGUGAAAAGUAUUGGCCAGAUCUUGGUAAAAGUCAUAAAUUUGGAAACAUUACAGUUAAAUUAGAAUCUGAGAAAGAGAUUGCUCAAGAUUUCAUAAAAAGGGAGCUCACUGCUGAAUCAAAUGGCCAAGUUCACCACUUGAUACAGUUUCAGUAUAAGGGCUGGGCAGAUCACGGGAUUCCACGCACUCCGGCAGAAAUUCGCAAAAUUAUCGGAAAGAUGCGAGAAACGAGACUCAAGGAAGACAUCCCUGUUGUUAUUCACUGCAGUGCUGGUUGUGGCAGGACAGGAACCAUCUGUGCUGUGGACUAUGUGUGGAAUUUACUUCUUUACAGGAGAUUAUCUGAAGGUUUCAGUCUUUUUGACAUUAUAAAAACUAUUCGAGAACAGCGACAGUCCAUGGUCCAGACACCGGACCAAUAUGAGCUUGUUCAUCUUGUGGUCAGGGAGCUGUGUGAGGAGAUGAUGAAUGAUUCGGACGAAGCGGAGUACGUCAAUGCCCACUUUGAAGAGGUGUAUACCAAUGCUGAUGUUAUCGACAAUCCAGACCUGACUGAGGAUUUGUAUCAAGACAUUGGUAUCAGUAGUGCAGACACAACCAAGCAGAAACCUGUAAUCAUGGCAGAGAAGCCAAUUAUUAAACGGAAGCCAGAAAUUGUGGAAAGACAGACAAUUACGAAAGAUGACAGCAAAAGUCUAGUUUCAACUUCUGGACAAAAUGCUCCCACGAAACAUUCUUAUGAGAAUGUUGCACCCAAAGUUAACGGGGCAGGUUUUAAAACUGUAAUAAAAAAUGUCAACACUACAAGAGCUGAAAUCGUGAAGAAUAAACCACACCCAGUUGAAACUCAGAAAAACAAAAUGUCUGAUUCUCAGCCAGCUGGUGCCAUGGCAACCAAGACUGACCAUUCACAGACUGGCACUACGAAACAUGUUCCUAAUGGAGCUACAGCCAGCCAAUCAGCGGCUUUCAUUGGUGACAAUGUUUAUUCCAAGGUGGAGCAGAACAAAGUUCAACAAACACCACCAGGGGGCAGCACUGCAGUGGCAGAAGAAGAAUAUGCUCCGGUGGAUUUUAAAAUGAAAGAUGAACCGGUUUGUGUGGAAUCACAAAUGGGAAGUAACUCUGGUCCACAGCACUCAUUCUUGUAUGAAAAUCAUAUUUUGCCAUCAACCAGCUAUGAAAAUUACAAUCUCCCCGCAGCUGAAUCUAAAACAUCAAUCCCUGCUUCUCGACCAGUAAUCACACCAGAGGAUGAUGCUCCGGUUCUACCAGACAGACGUUAUGAUCCACAAGAAAUUCAUCCAGCUCAUUCCAAACCUAAUGCCAAGAACUUGGCUCCACCACCACCUGCAACGGGCCAUUCUGGGGUGCAGGUUUUGAACUUAGCUGCUGCUAAAGGUCAAGGCCAUUCCGGUGUGCAGGUCAUGAACCCAGCUUCAACCAAAGGUCAAGGUCCUCCUGGGGUGCAGGUUAUGAACCCAACUGCAGCCAGAGGUCAAGGCCAUUCUGGUGUCCAGGUCAUGAACCCAGCUGCAGCUAGUGGUCAAGGUCAUUCUGGCGUGCAGGUCAUGAACCCAGCUGGACCCAGAGGUCAAGGUAAUCCUGGGGUGCAGGUCAUAAACUCUGCUCCAGCUAAGUCUGGACAGCAGACAAAGGGCACUGAUGGAGUGAGAAUCAAGUGUGACGGUGGCCGACAACCACAGACCUGGGGAUUCCAUGGACCAAGAAUCGUAGAGCAGUCUUGGCUUGCUCCCAACAUUGGCGUGCAGCAUGCAGGGGGGAGUGUGCGUAGCAGGAGGAGCAUGAAGUCGGCGGGACCACAGCAUGUCGCAUAUAACAUAAACCAGUACAACAAUGUUCAGAUGCAGCAUGGGAGUGGUGGGCAGACCGUGCCACCGAAGAAGGGAAUUGUGCAGCAGUUACUGGGUGGUACCAGAGAUCGUUAUGUCAGCAAAGGGACACAUGGGAUUGGCUAUGAAAAUACUGAGAUAGGGUUCCCCAGUCGAGUGGGGCAUCCUCGUGGCUCCCGUCCACUACCGCAGAGCUGGAUAAACCCCCGAUGACACUGAUCAACAGACCAGCUAGGUGUCAGUAUUUCCUACAGCAACAUUCAGCAAUUUGUGUAUUCUUAGAAACAUUUUUUCUUGAGUUUGCAAGAUUAUACAUAGAAUGUCAUGUCA